Messenger RNA from Cuscuta campestris, 1843 nucleotides. NCBI's taxonomy places the organism in Eukaryota, Viridiplantae, Streptophyta, Magnoliopsida, Solanales, Convolvulaceae. The record is from the annotation of a GenBank genome assembly.
GAGGUCCCUUCAACCUUCCCCCCCUCCCUCAUCUGGCCAUCUCCUCUCUCUCUCUCUCUCUUUCUCACAGUAUAUGCAUACGCCUGAUUUCUUUGCCUUCUGUACAAGCCCUUAGGUAACUCAGCUACGCUCCGAUUUCUCGCUCGCUAAUAGAUCUAUCGAUUGUUAGUUGGAGGCGGAAACGAAGAAAUGGGGAUGUUCAAAGUUAGCAACGUUGAGACCACGCCAUUCGAAGGCCAGAAGCCUGGAACUUCAGGCCUUAGGAAGAAGGUGAAGGUAUUCAAGCAACCUAAGUAUUUGCAAAAUUUCGUUCAGUCAACAUUCAAUGCUCUUGGGGUUGAUAAAGUUCAUGGCGCUACACUUGUGGUCUCUGGCGAUGGCCGGUACUAUUCUAAGGAUGCAAUCCAGAUUAUUAUUAAAAUGUCUGCUGCAAAUGGAGUUAGACGUGUUUGGGUUGGUCUAAAUGGAUUAAUGUCUACUCCUGCUGUAUCUGCUGUUAUCCGUGAAAGAGUUUCGGCUGAUGGAUCAAAGGCAAAUGGGGCAUUUAUAUUGACAGCUAGCCACAACCCUGGUGGUCCCAAUGAGGAUUUUGGAAUUAAAUACAACAUGGAAAAUGGUGGUCCUGCACCAGAAGGUAUCACUAACAAGAUCUAUGAGAACACCACAACAAUAAAGGAAUACUUGAUUGCAGAGGACUUGCCUGAUGUGGACAUCUCUUCAGUAGGUGUGAAAAGCUUCAGUGGACCAGAAGGACAAUUUGAUGUCGAUGUCUUUGAUUCUACUACUGACUAUGUAAAAUUGAUGAAGUCUAUAUUUGAUUUCCAGUGUAUCCAGAUAUUGCUUUCUUCUCCAAAUUUUACAUUUUGCUAUGAUGCACUUCAUGGUGUUGCUGGAGUUUAUGCUAAACGUAUAUUUGUGGAUGAGCUUGGUGCUGAAGAAGGGUCACUAAUAAACUGUGUACCAAAGGAGGACUUCGGUGGAGGUCAUCCUGAUCCCAAUCUGACAUAUGCAAAAGAGUUGGUUGCGCGUAUGGGACUGUCUAAGACUCACACCGAAUCAAACCCACCGGAAUUUGGAGCUGCUGCUGAUGGAGAUGCGGACCGCAAUAUGAUUCUUGGGAAAAGGUUCUUCGUGACACCCUCUGAUUCUGUUGCUAUAAUAGCUGCUAAUGCUGUUCAAGCAAUCCCUUACUUUUCUGGAGGCCUAAAAGGAGUUGCCAGGAGCAUGCCCACAUCAGCUGCUCUAGAUGUGGUGGCUAAACACCUCAAUUUAAAAUUUUUUGAGGUGCCCACCGGUUGGAAGUUUUUUGGUAACUUAAUGGAUGCUGGACUAUGCUCAGUUUGUGGUGAAGAAAGCUUUGGGACAGGAUCAGAUCACAUUCGUGAAAAGGAUGGAAUUUGGGCUGUUUUAGCCUGGCUGAAUAUUUUGGCGCAUAGAAAUAAGGAAAACCUAAGCGGCAAACUUGUAACAAUAGAAGACAUUGUUCGUCAACAUUGGGCCACCUAUUGACGCCACUAUUAUACCAGAUAUGACUAUGAGAAUGUUGAUGCAUCUGGUGCAAAGGAACUGAUGGCUCAUUUGGUUAACCUGCAAUCCUCCCUUGAUGAAGUUAACAAGUACCAUUUUUUAUUUUCUGAGCACUUUCUUUCUGGGAAUAUUUAGUGUGUAGCUAUUAUAUGGUUCACUUUUCAGUUUCUGUUUCUAACUCCAUUAUAUUUAGAAAAUUGAUUGCUAAAGAAUAUAGGCUCUUUGCAAAUUUUUGGCAAUCAGCCAAUCACUUUCCUUGAAUAGAGAUUGCGUUGAACCAUGAGGAUGCAUUCAAUAAUAAAGGGACAGUCCUGUG